Messenger RNA from Archocentrus centrarchus (flier cichlid), 3054 nucleotides. RefSeq names its product one cut homeobox 3a (gene onecut3a). Gene Ontology annotation, cellular component: nucleus. Gene Ontology annotation, molecular function: RNA polymerase II cis-regulatory region sequence-specific DNA binding; DNA-binding transcription factor activity, RNA polymerase II-specific. NCBI's taxonomy places the organism in Eukaryota, Metazoa, Chordata, Actinopteri, Cichliformes, Cichlidae. Bases 271 to 1602 code for a protein of 443 amino acids. The record is from RefSeq and is a predicted model, not a curated record. Gene Ontology annotation, biological process: regulation of transcription by RNA polymerase II. The transcript has 2 exons.
CGAGAGAAAUCCAGGCAGGCGCAGACACCUUCAUACACUGAGCAGCGGUUUGCGGCGCAGUUUGUUUGGCGACUGGGACCCGAUCUUUUAAAACCAUGCUGGAUUGACUGCGGAGAGGCAACUACAAUCAAUGGCUUGGCUUUGAAAUCGUUUAAAAUUUAUUGGAAAGGAGUGUGAGAUAGAGCGACAGAGGGAGAGGGAGAGAGAGGGAGAGAAGCGAGGGAGAGCGAGAGAGUGGCGUGAGGGGUGGAAAUAAAGAUCCUUUCAACGAUGGAGCUUACAAUGGAAAACAUCGGAAAUCUGCACGGUGUAUCACACUCUCAUCAAACGAGCGACUUAAUGAACUCCCCACACGCGCGCCAGUCGUCGGCGUCGCAUCGGAACUUGGUGUCGCACGGACGGUCAGCCAUGGUGUCCAGCAUGGCCUCGAUACUAGAGGGAGCAGGGGACUAUCGUUCAGACCACGCUUUGUCUGCCCCCCUGCAUCCGGCAAUGACCAUGUCGUGCGACUCCGGGAUGAGCCUGAGCAGCACCUAUACCACGCUGACGCCGCUACAGCACCUGCCCCCCAUAUCCACCGUCUCGGAGAAAUUUCACCAUCCACACCCACAUGCUCACCAUCAUCCAGCACACCAGAGACUUGCAGCUGGGAACGUCAGCGGCAGCUUUACCCUGAUGAGAGACGACCGAAGCCUCGCGUCUAUGAGUAACCUCUAUGGCCACUACCCCAAAGACAUGUCCGGCAUGGGGCAGCCCCUGUCCCCUCUGUCCAAUGGUCUCGGGUCUUUGCACAGCUCCCAGCAGACUCUAAGCGCCUACGGUCCUGGAGCUCACCUCUCCAAUGACAAAAUGCUCUCCUCGGGGGGGUUUGAGUCUCACGCAGCCAUGCUGUCCAGGGGUGAAGAUCAUUUGGCCCGCGGUCUUGGGGGUCACGGGGGCGGGCUAAUGACAUCCUUGAACGGCAUACACCAUCACAGCCAUCCGCACUCUCAGGCAAACGGAUCCAUGCUUUCAGACCGAGACAGACAGACGGUGGUGGGAGGCGGGCAAGGAGCUGGGUCAGGACAGGUGGAGGAGAUAAACACCAAGGAGGUGGCACAGCGAAUAACAGCAGAGCUCAAGCGCUACAGCAUCCCCCAGGCCAUCUUUGCUCAGAGGAUCUUGUGUCGGUCCCAGGGAACUCUGUCUGACCUGCUGCGGAAUCCUAAACCGUGGAGUAAACUCAAGUCUGGCCGGGAGACGUUCAGGAGGAUGUGGAAGUGGCUCCAGGAGCCCGAGUUCCAGCGGAUGUCAGCGCUCAGGCUUGCAGCCUGCAAGCGCAAAGAACAGGAGCAACACAAGGACCGCAACACGGCGCCCAAGAAACAGCGUCUAGUCUUCACUGACCUGCAGCGCCGCACACUCAUUGCCAUCUUCAAGGAGAAUAAGCGUCCAUCCAAGGAAAUGCAGAUCACCAUCUCCCAGCAGCUCGGCUUGGAGCUCAGCACCGUCAGCAACUUCUUCAUGAAUGCGCGCCGCCGCUGUGUGGACCGCUGGCAUGAUGAUCAUGGUACCAGCCCUGGGCAGCCAGGCACCUCUGCCACUACCUUCUCCAAAGCCUGAGAGGAGGAGAGGGCCUUCAGAGGGCUGGGGAACCAGGUUGGAACAACAGGCGACACGGGAAAUUGGCGGUAAUGCCUGUGUAUAACACCCCUACCUGGCCUGGACCAUCUGAAGGUGUCCUCUACACGAUGAAAAAAAUCCUUUGUGCCAUGCAAUCAUCUUUUAUGUCAGUUAAAAUUUCAAGCUCUCACCUGAAACAAGCAUAAUCUUAAAGGUGAAGUGUGAAGUCAGGUCCACUCUGCAUUACUUACACACAAGGACAAUCAUUGAGUUUUUUUUUUUUUUGUUUGAGAGAAAAUAAUUUUUAUGGCAUCUGAUAGAGCAAAGCGACACCAAAGAUUUGACGUUUUUGUUGGACGGUAUUUACAUUAUGCCGGCCUCCUCCUUCACCACCCAAGUAGCCACUGAUUCUGCUUUUUCCUCUCAGCUCACCUCCUUUGUGUCUGCCUCCUUACUGCCCCCCCCCCCCCCGUACGCCGGCACACGGAAGCAACAAGGGCAAGAGAACGGCAAUAACUCUGAAAACAGAACAGCACAUAGCCUUAUUAUCAGAGCCCCAUCCUGCACACACACAAGGCCGUCAUAAAGAAAACAACGCAGCCUAUGAAAAAAACAACAAGGCUUUCCAGUUCUCCGCCUCUACCUCCCCCCUCCUCCUGCAGUCUCCUUCAUUCCUCGGCCAAAGGUAUUCCCUGAUGGCCAGCCAUUUCAGAGAGCAGCUCGGCCUGAUCAUACGGCAAACUAAUGAAUUGAAAAAUGAAUCGAUGCAGACAGAGAGAGCGAGGCCUUGACCCCUCCUGAAGGUGAAACUCAAGACACUCGGCAGUAGAUACUCAGGUCUUCCAGGCCCAGGUCUCAUAUAUUUUUUGCACAGAUGUUGGGAGGCCUGUAGGGAGACAUGUCAUUGUUACUCUUAGCCUGAGCCCAGAGUCUGUGUUUCUCUGACCAACAGGAGAGGCGGGUGAGAUGUCUGGACAUGCUCUUUGUUCUGCAGGGAGCUUUUCCUCUAAUCAAUAACUGAGACCCGAACGAUGACAACAACACGCUCGGGCAUCCAGCCAACUACAUUACAGCUGCAUACGAAAAGCAGAAUGUAAGAGGAGCACAUGAGACCCAGUGGAGAUGGGGACACAAAGGCCUCACUACAGCAGCAGCAGCACACCUCACCAACCUCGGUCUUGCCUGCGCUGACAGAGCAACAGUGCCCCCUGCUGUUGAAAGCAGAGACCUGCAUCCAGCAGAGCAAGGGGGGGUUCAGAGUGGAAGAGAGGGAGGGAAGAGCCACUAGAUGCUGAGGAGAAGUCAUGGCACAACACAUUCAGGCCCUCGCAGCUCUUUGAAGGCAGAUCAAUAGCUAGCCAUUAUCCUAUUGUUGUUCCUCAUCCAACCAGCACUGGUGAAGCCGGAGGAGGGGGAUGGUUAACCUGAAUGCUGAAAAUGCAGGGAUUUUGC